AUGCCUGCGACACUUAGGCAGACGCUGUUGCUGGCCCUGUGGGCCGGCAGCCUGGUUUCCAGCUCCUGGGGAGCUGACCUACCUACUACCGAUGUAGUAGCCUCUCACGCUAGUAUCACUCCUGCUCCGGUAGCAGGAGCUUGGCUGGCUGAGUCGGAUCCUGCCGGUAUUGAGCAUGAGGUGGAUGAAGACGAGCACCCUCGGCUGGUGGCUAGAAAGAAGAAAAAGAAGACAAGCAAGAAGUCCAGCAAGACAAGCAAGAAGUCGAGUAAGACGAGCACGAAGUCCAAGACGAAGACUUCCACCUCGACCAAGGACACAGCUACUCACACGACGAGCACAAAAUCCAAGACUUCUACUUCGACCUCGACCAAGGAUACGUCUACUCACACAACAAGCACCAAGACUCCCGAGUCGCACAGUACCUCAACCUCAACCAAGGAUACUUCUACUUCCACGAGUACCAAGACACCUGAGGAUCAGAGUACCUCGACUUCGACGAAGGCCACUCCUACGCAUACGACCAGCACCAAGACACCCGAGAGCCACAGUACAUCAACGUCGACCAAGGCCACACCUACUCACACUACGAGCACCAAGACACCCGAGGGCCACAGCACCUCGAGUAGUGCGGCUCAUGAGACCUCUGCAUCGGGAGGCCAGUUUGUGCAAACCCCAACUCCAGGGACAUCAACACGGACAGUCUCGGAGGGGUCUGCUGCAGGCACUUCUACUCACAGUCACACCACAAGCCCCGGGUCGUCUGCUAGCGGCAGCCACACGCAUACGACGAGCACUGAAUCUCAUCAAUUGUCCUCCAGCGCUGCACACCACCAUACAAGCACAGGGUCUGAGCACCCGACCUCCACUCCUGAAUCUCACUCUGCAUCGCACUCUGCAUCGCACUCUGCGUCGCACUCUGCGUCGCACUCUGCGUCCCACACUGCAUCCCACACCAUAACCUCGGGAUCUGCGCACAUAACCAGUAGCAGUGCCGUUGAGACUUCAUCUCAUACUGUGUCAUCAUCUAAGCCAAUCAUUUCUUCGGGCGUUGCAACUUCCACAAGUGCUACUCCGGUUAGCUCUGAAGCUGCCCAGCCGACUGAUGAUGCCUCGGGUGAUGAUGGGGAUGAUGGAGAGGAAACUGGCGAUGACUCUGGGGAAGAUACCGGCGACGAUUCUGGUGAUGACACUGGCGAUGACGGAGAGGAUACUGGUGACGAGUCGGGCGAUGACUCUGGGGAUGAUACCGGUGAUGACACCGGCGACGACACCGGCGACGAUACUGGCGAUGACACUGGAGAUGAUACUGGAGAUGACACUGGUGAUGAGUCUGGCGAUGACUCUGGGGAUGAUACCGGUGAUGACUCCGGCGGCGACACCGGCGAUGACACUGGAGAUGAUACUGGCGAUGAUACUGGUGAUGAUACUGGAGAUGAUACUGGUGAUGAUACUGGAGAUGAUACUGGAGAUGACACUGGAGAUGACACUGGAGAUGACACUGGAGAUGACACUGGAGAUGACACUGGAGAUGACACUGGAGAUGAUACUGGAGAUGACACUGGUGAUGACGCUGGAGAUGACACUGGCGACGAUUCUGGUGACAAUUCCGGUGAAGGUUCCGGCGAAGAUACCGGAGAUGAUUCUGGUGACUCUGAUGAUGGCUCAGCUACCACUACCUCGCCUGCCACUUCAUCCUCCGCGUCUCCAGCUGCCAGAUCAAGCGCAGCUGUCUCGGAACUGUGCAGCCCCCAAUGCACUGAAUGCCUGUCAACUGACACAACCGAUACCUCAGGCACGUCAUUCAGACGGUCCGGUCUAUUCAGCAGAGGGCUCGCUCAAAGGGCCUCCAGCUUUCUCGCCUGGAUGUCCACCCAGAUGCAGACCGCACAGCCCCUUGUCAAGAGCACUAGCGGCGUAACUACAUCUACAUCCGUCGUUUUUGGCAGCGGUACAAGCAGCCUUUCCCAGGCUAAUGUUCGCGGAUGCACUGUUCUCUACGUUGUCUCCAAGUACGCUGUGUACGAGGCGCACCUGUGGGAAUCCCCGGGAUUUGUGUCGAGCCAGAACGGCACUGUCGCCUUCAACGAGCAAUCAUUCCAGACCAACAUUAUCAGCUACCUGACGAACGACGUGAACCUCAAGCUGCCACAGCUCACUGGCUCCGCUGCGUACCCCGACCCUGGCACUCAGAUCUACAUUGGCACGCCUGUAGCCGCUACUGGACAAGGCGCAAAGUACGUGUCUCAAAUCUCGCGCAUCGCAUCAACAGUCAACCAAAUUCUUGGGCUGUCUUCUGAGCCGGCUGAGUACUACUACACGCCCACCAGCACGGAUGGUGAAAACAACUGGCUAUUCCAGUACAAUGAGAACGCCUGCAACAAGCCUGAGUGGCAAAUUUGGUAUGGCGGUAUGGCAGAUAAUGCCCUGUGGUCAUCCAGCCAGACGUCUAGCUCCUGCGCCUCUAGUGCGGCGACGCCUUCUCGCACACCAGGAGUUCCUGCCUAUACCCCGUCCACCAUGAUGGUCAUGCCUAAAGCGACUCCUGCUUAUUAG
Molecule: messenger RNA, 2556 nt
Organism: Aspergillus luchuensis
Lineage: Eukaryota; Fungi; Ascomycota; Eurotiomycetes; Eurotiales; Aspergillaceae
Exons: 1
Coding region: 1-2556 (851 amino acids)
Source: RefSeq, a predicted model, not a curated record